Thalassophryne amazonica is the source of this 1912-nucleotide messenger RNA. RefSeq names its product acidic (leucine-rich) nuclear phosphoprotein 32 family, member A (gene anp32a). Bases 84 to 833 code for a protein of 249 amino acids. Gene Ontology annotation, molecular function: histone binding. The transcript has 7 exons. The record is from RefSeq and is a predicted model, not a curated record. Gene Ontology annotation, biological process: regulation of apoptotic process. Gene Ontology annotation, cellular component: nucleus. NCBI's taxonomy places the organism in Eukaryota, Metazoa, Chordata, Actinopteri, Batrachoidiformes, Batrachoididae.
CAGCAGCAGCAGCCCGUGGUAGCUGGUUCCGUUUGCAGUAAUUAAUAAAAGUGUGAUUCGGAUCAAAGGUGCGCGGAUCUAGGAUGGACAUGAAGAAGAGAAUCCACCUGGAGUUACGGAACCGGACUCCGUCAGACGUCAAAGAACUUGUGCUUGACAACUGUCGCUCGAACGACGGUAAGAUAGAAGGUCUAACGGACGAGUUUGAGGAGUUGGUAUUCCUGAGCACAAUCAAUGUUGGCCUGACGACGGUCGCCAACUUGCCGAAGCUAAAUAAACUGAAAAAGCUUGAACUCAGCGAUAACCGGAUCUCAGGAGGGCUGGAAGUGCUGGCAGAGAAAUGUCCAAACCUCACACAUCUCAAUCUCAGCGGGAACAAGAUUAAAGACCUCAGCACAAUAGAACCGUUGAAAGAGUUGGCGACGCUGAAAAGUUUAGAUUUGUUUAACUGUGAAGUCACAAACCUGAACGAGUACAGAGACAACGUCUUCAAGUUUGUGCCGCAGCUCAUCUACCUGGACGGCUAUGACAAAGACGACGAAGAGGCGCCGGAUUCGGACGCAGAGGUUUACGCAGAGGGACUAGAUGACGACGACGACGAUGACGACGAUGUAGAUGAAGAAGAGUAUGAUGACGAUGCAGCACCGGGUGAGGAAGAGGAGGACGAAGGAGAGGAAGAUGAAGACGAGGAAGAUGAUGACCUGAGUGGAGAGGACGAAGAGGAGGAUGACUUGAACGACAGAGAAGAUGAGGAAGAUGAAGCAGAGGAACAGCGAGGUGAGAAGAGAAAACGGGAGCUGGACGAGGAAGGGGACGAGGACGAAGACGACUGAGUCCACCUGAAGCUAAGUUGUGAACUGUUUUAAAACCUGUUUCUUCUCGGUCACUCCCCAACAGUCCCACCUCUUUCCCGUGUUUGAUAUUGGAGUAGGAGUGGUUUUUGUUCUCAGCCAGUCAGGUCGAGGGGGAGGGGUUUCUGGAGAUGCCCUAAACUAAUGAACCUUUGAUGCUCCCACUGUCGUCUCCUCGGUGGACUUGGAUUUUGUAAUAUUGUUGAAAAGACGACCUUUUUAAGAAAUGUUUUCUUUCUCAUCGAUUGUAUGACGAGUUUCUGACGAACACUCCCCAUUUAAAAAAACAAACAAACAAAUACUCCCCCCCCUUCCCCAGUGCAUGUCUAACAUAUUUCAGAGUCGACUACUGGAACAUGUACGCUGUUGUGUCCGCGACUUAAACUUGCUUUGACUUUCUUUUGUGUUAAGCGUAAGUUAUGUGUUGGUAGUGUCGCCGGUUUGCCCAAACCCUCCGCUGUCCUGGUGUGAGUCUUCUGUCUGAAUGUGCACAGUGUGACCUGUAGGGGGUGUGUUUAAAAAAAAAAAAAAAAAAAAAAAAAAUCACAAUGAUGUCUGCCCUCGUCGGAGCUCCGCCUCCUCCUUAAACCCUCAGCUUUGAUAGUUCGGAAAUUACGUGUUCUUGUAAAUAAUGACCAAAUCUAUUUUUUUGUAUUCUCUUUGACGGGGGCAGACGUCACGUGGACUGAGGUGUGUUAUAGUGAGAUAUGAAAUAUGUAAGCUGCUUUAUCUGGAAUACACAGUGCGACAUUUCCGGAAUUUGACAAAUAACUUUGUGUAAUCUUAACCGGGUUGACGUCACCGUUCAGUCGGCUGGUUUUAGGUUUUGCCCCCGUCUCUGUGCAUUUGGUGAUGUUUAAUGAAAUGUUUGAGGUAAAUGGAAGGUGAAAAUAUUGAGUUUGAACGUGUGAGUUCUGCUUGGAUUUUGGUCAGUUUGGCCUACCUCAGUGAUUUCUUUUUUUUUUUUUUUCUCCCCCUCUCACUUUUAAAAUUCACUGUCAUCAGCCAAAUUGUUUUUCCCUUCGUUAAUGUCAAUAAAUUCAUUUUAUAUAUGCUUUGAA